GCUCUGUGCCCGGCCCGAUGAGGACGCUACUGACCAUCCUGGCUGCGGGAUCCCUGGUUGCUCACAUUGCUGAGGAAACCUCGGAUCUUCUUCAGCAUGUGAAAUUCCAGUCCAGCAACUUCGAAAACAUCCUGACUUGGGACAGCGGGCCGGAGAGCGCUCCAGACACGGUCUACAGUGUCGAGUAUAAGAUGUAUGGAGAGAUAGAGUGGCUGGCGAAGAAGGGCUGCCAGCGGAUCACCAGGAAAUCCUGCAACCUCACCAUGGAGACAGGCAACCUCACGGAGCAGUACUAUGCCAGGGUCACCGCCAUCAGCGGGGGAGUCCGGUCAGCCCCCAAGAUGACCGACCGGUUCAGCUCACUGCAAGACACUACAAUCAAACCACCUGACGUGACCUGUAUCCCCAAGGUGAGAUCCAUCCAGAUGAUUGUCCAUCCCACCUACACACCCAUUCAUGCAGAGGACGGCCACCAGCUAACCCUGGAGGACAUCUUCCAUGACCUGUUCUACCACUUAGAACUCCGCCUCAACCACACGUACCACAUGCACCUUGAAGGGAAGCAGAGAGAAUACGAGUUCGUUGGCCUGACCCCUGACACGGAGUUCGUUGGAACCAUCAUAAUUUAUGUUCGAACGUGGUUCAAAGAGAGUGCCCCCUACGUGUGCCGAGUGAAGACACUGCCAGACCGGACGUGGACCUACUCCUUCUCGGGUACCUUCCUGUUCUUCAUGGGCUUUCUGGUGGCAGUUCUCUGCUACCUGAGCUACAGAUACGUCACCAAGCCACCUACACCUCCCAACUCCCUGAAUGUCCAGCGUGUACUGACCUUCCAGCCUCUGCGCUUCAUCCAGGAGCACAUCCUCGUCCCCGUCUUUGACCUCAAUGGCCCCAGCAGCCUGGCCCAGCCUGUCCAGUACGCCCAAGUCAUGGUCUCUGGGCCCAGGGAGACCCCAGGAGCCCCACCGCUGCACAGCCUAUCUGAGAUUGCCUACCUCGGGCAGUCGGAAAUCUCUAUUCUCCAGUCCCCUGGAGUGCCAUCUCACCGGGCGCUCUCCCCACUGUCCUAUGCUCCCCAGGCUGCCCCUGAGGUCAGACCCCCAUCCUACACACCUCAAGUCACCCCUGAAGCUCAAGCCCCAUUCUACACUCCACAGUCCAUCUCUAAGGUCCAGCCGCCUUCCUACAACCCUCAAGCCACUCGGAACAGCUGGCCUCCUUCCUAUGGGAUGUGCGUGGAAAGCUCUGGCAAAGAUUCCCCACCUGUGACAUCCUCUAGUCCCAAAUACCUCAGGCAAAAAGGUCAGCUCCAGAAAGAGGCACCGGCUGGACGCUGCACUGCAGGUGAACUUUCUCUGCAGGGGGUGGCCUGCUUGGCCACAGAGGAACUCCAAGAAGCAAAAUCCCUCCACCAGCAUUUGGGGGCUGACACAGACAGAGCACCUGACAUUAAUGUGCCACACAGAGGGGACCCAGGGACACCAGGGUACCUAAAGGGCCAGCUGCCUCUCCUCUCCUCUGUCCAGAUCGAAGGUCACCCGGUGUCCCUCACUUUGGACACUCCUUCUCUCCCAUGUUCACCUACGGACCAGGUUUCAAGUCCCUGGGGCCUGCUGGAGUCCCUUGUAUGUCCCAAGGACAAAAGUCCAGUGUCUGAGACUGACGCCAAGAGCCCGGCCCUUCCAGGCUCACACCUGGAGCAGCCUGCAGAGCUGGACUCUCUUUUCAGAGGCUUGGCCUUGACCGUGCAGUGGGAAUCCUGAGUAGAACACAGGGCAGGCCUGGGACUGCCUCCCGGUCUCCACUCCAAUCUCACAUCCUCGGCUGUCAUUCCCAACCAUGCUGCUCACACAGCCCAACCUCAGGCGGGAGCCCUUGAGAGAACCAGAGGAUGCUGGGGCCCUGCCAUGGCUGAGCUCCCGUUAGAGCAAAAAGGCACAGUGAGGACUCCAGCCAGGGGAGUUAUGGGCAUGCAUUACAUGCAAAUGGGCGUGUGCGUGCAGAGCUCUGCAGGGCAGGACGGGACAGUCAGUGUGACGCAUUAACACAUGGUGACUUUGCAGAAAUUCGGGGCCCAGCACCUAGCAUGCUGGACACAAAGUUCUCCAGGAGCCGACCUCUCUCCACACCCUUCCCUGGUUGGUUUCAUCAUCUAACUCAACAAAGAGUGAGGUCUCUGCCUCCUCUGUGAUUCCUCAGGUGAGUAAAGAAUCCUGGAAAUGAACACCUCAUGGCAGGCUGGGCAGAACCAGAACAACCUGCUAUCCUGCCAAGGUCAGAGGCAGCAUGAUGGGGAGACUCCAGGGAGGGGUGUGGCCUGGGCUCACUUCCAGCCAAGGCUACUGCCCGAAGUUGCACCAUUUCAACUUCAUUCCUCUGCUCAAGGCUGUAUCCCAAGUGAAAUGCAGGACUACUGGGGAGGGAGAGCACAUACACCCUUUCUGCCGGCAGGAGUUUCAGAUCCUACCCUGAGAGCAGAGCUUGAAAGGAAUGUGGGGCAAUGUGUUCCCUGAAGGAGACACAACAACAAACUGUACUUGCUUCACAACUUUGGAAACUCAGCCUUGGGCUCAGCCCAUCAUCUGAGUUCCAAUUCCAGCCUCAUCACUUACCAGCUGUGUGACUUCAAGCAAA
Messenger RNA from Hipposideros armiger (great roundleaf bat), 2634 nucleotides. It is a transcript of the gene IL22RA1, whose product is annotated as interleukin 22 receptor subunit alpha 1. The record is from RefSeq and is a predicted model, not a curated record. Gene Ontology annotation, cellular component: plasma membrane. Gene Ontology annotation, biological process: cytokine-mediated signaling pathway. Gene Ontology annotation, molecular function: cytokine receptor activity; protein binding. NCBI's taxonomy places the organism in Eukaryota, Metazoa, Chordata, Mammalia, Chiroptera, Hipposideridae. The transcript is spliced from 7 exons. The coding region runs from base 18 to 1763 and encodes 581 amino acids.